Molecule: messenger RNA, 4261 nt
Organism: Clarias gariepinus (North African catfish)
Lineage: Eukaryota; Metazoa; Chordata; Actinopteri; Siluriformes; Clariidae
Gene: plcl5
Product: phospholipase C like 5
Exons: 6
Coding region: 23-3367 (1114 amino acids)
Biological process (GO): lipid metabolic process; intracellular signal transduction
Molecular function (GO): phosphatidylinositol-4,5-bisphosphate phospholipase C activity
Source: RefSeq, a predicted model, not a curated record
GUGUAGCUGAGGGCGGACCACCAUGGCCGAGCCGGAGGCUGCGGACGCACCGAGACCGGCGCGAGACUUUCCCUGCGCUUCGGCGCGCGAGAGCGAUGCCGCCGCUGAGAGUGCGCGCGCGUUCCUCAAUCCGGCCGCUGCUUCUGCCGCCGCCGCCGCGGGACCCGGAGCGCGCGCAGCCGAGGCGGCGCAGAGUAACGGCGGACAGCGGAGCCGCGACAGCUCGGCGGAGCGCAGCCAAGGAGCCGGGAGCGCACCCUGCGGCAUCAUGAAGAACAACUCCAAGCAGAGGCAGGUGAGGAAGAAGACGGUGUCGUUCAGCUCCAUGCCAAGCGACCGCAAGAUGAACAGCACGGCCGCCUGCAUGGCCUUCAUGUUGGAGGGAUGCGAGAUGAAAAAGGUCCGCUCCAACUCACGCAUGUACAACCGAUACUUCCUACUAGACCCCGACUUGCGCUGGCUCCGCUGGGAACCUUCGAAAAAGGAUUCGGAAAAGGCCAAGCUGGAGAUCAAAAGCAUCAAAGAGGUGCGGUUAGGGAAGAAGACCCCUGUCCUACGCAGCAAUGGUCUCUCAGAUCAGUUUCCAGAUGAGUGCGCUUUCUCGAUCAUUUAUGGAGACAACUAUGAGUCUUUGGAUUUGGUGGCAGGCACAGCAGACGUGGUCAGCACCUGGGUGAUGGGACUAAGAUACCUGGUCUCUUACGGACGGCACAUGGUUGGAGUGGUCGAAGCCUCUCAGCCGAGCGUAAGAACAUCCUGGAUCGGCUCUGUGUUCGAGUUGGCCGAUGUCGAAAGGCAAGGACAUAUUGACCUGUUUCGUGCCACGCAGAUAAUUAAGGGGCUAAAUCCAGGCAUGAGGGAAUCUCGGAUUGAGCUGAAGUUUAAAGAACUUCAGAAAGCCAAAGAGCGCUACAGCGAGGCCAUUGACAUAGACUUGUUCGUAGAAGCCUAUUGUGAAUUGUGCACAAGACCUGAGAUAUUUUUCCUGCUUGUGCAGUUCUCGAGCAACAAGGAAUACUUGGAUUCAAAGGACUUAAUGUUGUUUGUGGAAGUUGAGCAAGGUGUAGAAGGAGUGACAGAAGAAAUGUGCCGCGAAAUUGUAAGAAAAUAUGAGCCAUCAGCUGAAGGUCGUGAUCACGGCUACCUAUCUAUUGAUGGUUUUACACAUUACCUCUUGUCUUCUGAGUGCCACAUUUUUGACCCACAGCACAAAAGUGUUUGUCAGGACAUGACGCAACCACUGUCGCACUACUACAUCAACUCCUCACACAAUGCCUCUUUGCUGGAGGACCAUUACUGGGGCUCCUCAGACAUCAGCAGCUAUGUCCGUGCCCUGCGUAUGGGCUGCCGCAGCAUAGAGGUGGUGGUGUGGGAUGGUCCUGACUGUGAGCCCAUAGUCUACGUAGGCAGCUCCGUUGCCUCUCAGUUGGCCUUCUCAAAAGUCCUGGAUGUCAUUAACCAGUAUGCCUUUGAGAGCUCAGAGUAUCCUCUUAUUCUGUGCCUAGUGACACACUGCAGUGUCCCACAGCAGAGGGUCAUGGCCCAGCACAUGAAGAAGAUCCUGGGGGACAAACUUUACACAGAGCCUCCCAGUCCUGAGGAAAACUAUCUGCCCUCCCCGGAAAAACUAAAGGGCAAGAUACUUCUGAAAGGGAAAUGCCUGCCACCUGACAUACAGGAUUCUGAAGGGGAUGUGACUGAUGAGGAAGAGGGGCUUGAGAUGUCACGGCGCUUGGUAGGAGCCGAGGAGAAGGACCAUCUCAACGGUUUUGGUUGCAAGAGGCUACAGCUCUGUAAAGAUUUAUCAGAUAUUGUCACCCUUUGCAAAUCUAUCCAGUUUAAAGAUUUUGAAUCCUCAAAGAGGGAACAGAAGUACUGGGAGAUUUGUUCCUUCAACGAGGUGGAUGCUAAUCGCUUCGCUAAUGAGUACCCUGAGGACUUUGUCAGUUAUAAUAAGCGAUUUCUGUCUCGGGUAUACCCGACUCCCAUGCGCAUCGAUGCCAGCAAUAUGAACCCACAGGACUUUUGGAAAUGUGGUUGUCAGAUUGUGGCUAUGAAUUACCAAACACCAGGCCUAAUGAUGGACCUAAAUUUGGGCUGGUUUAGGCAAAAUGGCAACUGUGGUUACGUGCUGCGUCCUGCCAUAAUGCGUGAGGAGGUCUCGUAUUUCAGUGCCAAUGCUCGUGAUUCUUUGCCUGGUGUAUCCUCCCAGUUCCUCCAUAUCAAGGUGAUCAGUGGCCAAAACCUGCCAAAACCUCGAGGCUCAGCAGCAAAAGGUGAUGUGGUAGAGCCGUACAUCUAUGUAGAGAUCCACGGGAUCCCUGCAGAUUGUGCGGAGCAGCGCACAAAGACUGUGUCACAGAGCGGUGACAAUCCUAUUUUUGAUGAGAGCUUUGAGUUCCAGAUAAAUCUUCCUGAACUAGCGGUUUUGCGUUUUGUGGUUCUCGAUGAUGACUACAUUGGCGACGAGUUCAUUGGCCAGUACACCAUACCAUUUGAGUGCCUGCAACCGGGAUAUCGUCACGUACCCCUGCAGUCACUUACAGGAGAGUUUUUGCCCAAUACUACGUUAUUUGUUCAUGUGGCCAUUACAAACAGGCGUGGUGGGGGCAAAGUUCACAAGCGAGGUCUUUCUGUGAGGAAGGGUCGCAAAGCAAGGGAGUACACUUCAACCAAGACAACAGGGAUCAAAGUAAUAGAUGAACUUUUCAGGGCUUCCACACAGCCACUUCGGGAGGCAACAGAUUUGCGGGAAAAUGUGCAGAACGCAAUGGUGUCAUUUAAGGAGUUAUGUGGGCUGACCCCUGCGGCCAACAUGAAGCAGUGUAUCCUGACCGUCUCAUCAUGGCUGCUGAACAGCGAGAGGUCGUUGCGCGUCACCGUAGACUUGAGUGAGUCCUAUCCCACCAUGGAGGCCCAGGGUGCCGUCCCUGAGCUACUACGUAAAGUCCUCAUGGCCUACGACACGAUGAUCCAGACGAGUCGUACUCUGAUCGAAUCAGCUGAUAGUGUCUACUCGAAACUUACUCAGUCACAGCGAGCAGGAUUGGAUUUCCAUGAAGAUCUGCACAGGAUUGGCGCUAAGGAAGGCCUGAAAGGAAGGAAACUGCAGAAGGCGAUGGAGAGCUACGCCUGGAACAUCACCGUCCUCAAGGGCCAGGCCGACUUGCUGAAGCAUGCCAAAUCCGAGGCGAUGGACACCCUGAGGCAGAUAAACUACGCCGCUCACUCUUGUGGCUUAGCCAAGAACGGAGCCUCCACCUCGCCGGCCUCGCCUUUGCUGCCUCCUUACCCGCGGUCCCUCGGAGCCUUACACACGAUCCCCGAGACAGACUACCCUGCCACAGACACAAAUACCCUACACUGAUAUAUAUAAAUACAUACAGAGCUAGAGGCAAAGACAAAGAGAAAGGGAACAAGACAGGAUCUUGAAAGGUGGGAACAAUGAGAGUGAGUUCUUUAAGGACACCUAGAUGGAGGGAAGUGCAGGAGAAGGAAUAGAAGAAGACAGGUCUGUACAGAUUGGUCCACAGGUCUGUCUCUCCGGCGAGUGGAACGCUAAGGAUUCCACCAGCUCUGAAAUGGCUGCUUUAUGUUACUGUAUGGACUCUGGUUAAAUCACUAACCUGAGCCUCGUACAUUGUAACCUAAUGCGUAUCAAACUCAGUCCUAGUUAAACAUCUUUGAAAGUUGAAGGCCAGGGACGUCCCGUAAGAUUGAUAAUAGUAAUAAUACUCACUGGGAGCUCAAGUAAUAAAUAAUAAUAAAGAAUUUCAUAAAUCAAGGGCAGGCUGUAAUAAAGGCACAUACAUAUUCAUAUUUUAUGUGAUUUUUAUGUUUGGACUUUGGAAGUUUUUUUUCUCUCUCCAGCGUGUGAAAAUGCGUUAACUCUCUGUCCUAAUACUCACCGCAGUGUUCGAAACUGUAACUUGAUCUUCUCCUGCUGAGGCGGACCGAACUCGAGGAAGAAAACAGAAUACAGCACAGAGACUCAGAUAAAGCAAAUAAUUUAAAUUGUGAAUUAAUUCAGUCGCUAAUUUUAGAACUCAUUGAAGGACAUUUUACAGUCUGGCUCGGAGCAAUUCACCGAAUUGUUUGUGAACAAAGUGACUAUUGUAAUAACUGCUAUAACUAUUGUGGGUAGGUAUAUUAAUUAAUAUUAAUACAGUAAUUUUAUAAUUACAGUAUGUCCUGCUGUACCCAUAGUCAAGAUGUCACUGGAAUGCACAAGGCCAAAGGUUAAAGGCCAAGCAUGGUGAGA